Phoenix dactylifera (date palm) is the source of this 2475-nucleotide messenger RNA. RefSeq lists its product as uncharacterized. The record is from RefSeq and is a predicted model, not a curated record. Lineage: Eukaryota; Viridiplantae; Streptophyta; Magnoliopsida; Arecales; Arecaceae. Gene Ontology annotation, molecular function: RNA polymerase II complex binding. Gene Ontology annotation, biological process: mRNA 3'-end processing.
AGGCCGCAGCGGAGCUCUGGCCGAAAGGGCGUCUCGUAUUGGAUGGCCUUGUAAAAACCCAUCCCUUCGUCGCCUUCGUCCCUUCUCUCUCCUUUUAAGCAAGCGGGCGGGCGGGUGAGCGAGCGAGAGGAACAGAGGGGAACCCUAUUCUCUCUUCUUGUAUCGCCCCGAAGAGAUUCUUGGACGCGUUCGCUCGUGGUCGUAGAUCGGAUCGUAGAGGCCUUUAGAGAAAGCGCCUUGGAGCGGCGGAAGCUUUGGAUUGCAUCUGUUCUUGUUGUUCUGCCCUAAUUCCUUUUGCAAGAGGAUAGCUCGUGGGACAGGAAUCUGGAAAUUUCAUGUGGACUUCCUAGUAAGAAAGGCAAAAUGAACAACACUUUCAACAACCAAGUUUUAGCUGAAAAGCUAUCUAAGCUGAACAAUUCACAACAAAGCAUUGAAACAUUGUCACAUUGGUGUAUUUUUCACCGGAAGAAAGCCAAAGAAGUUGUUGAGACAUGGGAGAAACUGUUUAAUAGCUCACCGAAAGAACAAAAAGUCUCUUUUCUGUAUCUGGCAAAUGAUAUUCUGCAGAACAGCAGGCGCAAGGGGAGUGAGUUCGUAAGUGAGUUUUGGAAGGUCCUACCUGGAUGUUUGAAAACUGUAUAUGAGAAUGGAGAAGACAAUGGAAAGAAAGUGGUCAUGAGAUUAGUAGAAAUAUGGGAUGAAAGGAAAGUCUUUGGUUCUCGUGGACGAAUCCUUAAAGAUGAUGUUCUUGGUAACACUUCUCCUUUGUUGGAUAACAAUGGAAAGAGUUCGAAUCCCAUAAAAGUAGUAAAGAAAGAUACAAGUUCAAUAAGAAUUAAAUUGGCUGUUGGAGGAAUGCCUGAGAAGGUAGUAACUGCAUAUCAAGCUAUACUCGAUGAACAUUUCAAUGAAGAUACUGCCUUAAAUAAAUGCAAAGCUGCUGCUUAUCUUGUUGAGACGAUGGAGAAGGAUGUUAAUGAUGCCUGUGCUCAAGGUAAUCAACAAGGAUCACCAUUGAUAAAUGACCUUCAGGAGCAGGAAACCAUUCUAAAGCAAUGCACUGAGCAACUUGAAAGUGUCAAAUUGGCUAGAUCAUCCUUGAUUGCUCUGCUAAAGGAAGCACUUAAAGAACAGGAAUCAAAGCUGGAGCUUGUCCGCACUCAAAUACAAGUUGCUCAAGCUGAGAUCGAACAUGCCAGCAACAUGAGGCAGAGACUUGGUUCAGCCACCACCAGCAAUGGUCCCGGCCCUAGCCUCACCCCUCCGAACAUGACCCAGCCAAUCAUAACUCUUCCACCAGAAACAACAACUGCAACAGAACCCAACCCAUCCGCCACAAAACCCAUCACCCUGCAAGUUCAACCACCACAACCUGUGACAACUUUUGCAAGUACCUUAAGCAGUGCAGAAGAGGAGCAAAAGAAAGCAGCAGCAGCUGUCGCAGCAAAGCUCACUGCUUCAUCUUCCUCAGCACAGGUGCUGACCUCUAUUUUAUCAUCUUUGGCUGCUGAAGAAGCCGCUUCCAAAAAUAGUGGUCUAAGUACUGGAGUCUUUACGAGCAGCCCACCCAUUUUCUCAGUGGAUAAAAGACCCAGACUCGAGAAGCCCAUGACUGUCUCUGAUAUGAGUAAUGGCUCCUAUUUCGGACAGGUUCAGCAUCAGUCACCGCAGCAAAUGACAUCUGUUCCUCUUGCACUGCCCCAAGGCUCGGCCACAAGUAUGCAGCCAAUGUCCCAUGCAACUCAACCAUUUUCACCACCUCCGCCACCUUUGCCACCAGUGCCACCACCACCCAUGCAGCAGCAGUAUGCACAGACUAGUGGAAUGAUGGUAGGUAUGGUACCUUUUGGUUAUGUGGGUAACCCUCUUCCCCCGCCGCCACCUCUGCCAACCCAUGUAUCAAUGGGGUUGACAAGACCUGGUGCUCCACCUCCGCCACCGCUACAGCAGCAGCAGCAGCAGCAGCUGCAAUCAGCUACAGCAGGGUUUUACCAGUCUUCGGGAAUUGGUUUGUAUGGGCAAGUGCAGACAACUCCGCCUGUCCAACGGCAAUGAAAAGUGUAUAAUGGCUUCGGUUCUUCCACAUGACCCAAUCUGUCUUAAUAUGUAUAUUAGUAGCCCUUUUUUGGGUGACAUAUUUAGUGGAAUAGGUAGAUAUAGUCAAGGCAGAGUAGGAUCGGCACUGAUGGAAAUGUCUGUUGACAGAAGUAUGGGUUUAUUAUCUGUUAAAGUGGUCACAGAUGACAAUCUGAGAUCUCCUGAGAAGUCUGUGGGGACAUGCAUGUCUCCAUUCUUUGUAAGCUCAACAGUCUAGGUUUUUUUUUUUUGGUUCUCACUGGAGGAUGACCCACUUUCUGUUGAUGGAAUUAAGAGAAGAGGUGUACUUAUUGCUACAACCCUCGUCUUCUCACUUCUCACUGAUAAUGUUGUUUUUUGAACCAAUGCAAGCAUAGCCUUCAAGAUUAGUUGUCA